AUGGACUUCGUACGCCCCUUCACGUCCCAGCUCGCGAGCGCCACGCGGAUGCAGAUCCGUCUGGUUCAAACUCCACGAACCGCGUUACGAGCACAGAAACUCGCUGGCCAGAGGAGAUCGUUCAGGACCAGCGCAGUCUCAUGGCGCGAGGCAUCUGGACGUCCUCCAGCUAAAGUGCGCGGAAAGUCGAAGGUCUACGCUUCGGCCGAUGAGGCGGUCGCGGAUAUCAAGUCUGGAUCGACACUUCUUUCAGCGGGCUUCGGUCUGUGUGGCACAGCAGAGACCAUCAUCGCAGCUCUUGUGCGACGAGGGCCAGACAGCCUGCAUUCAUUGACUGCGGUAUCCAACAAUGCCGGGACCGCGAUUGGUGGUGGUCUUUCGCCAUUGAUUGAAUCCGGCCAGAUCACUCGUGCUAUCUGCAGUUUUCUGGGUAACAACAAGAAGCUGGAGAAGAAGUACCUUAACGGUGAAGUCGCAAUCGAGCUCACUCCACAAGGAACCAUCGCCGAGAAGCUGCGAUGUGGAGGAGCGGGUAUUCCUGCCUUCUUCACACCAACUGGUGUCAACACUUUCAUCCAGACUGGGCAGAUCCCUGCGAGGCUGAAGGGCGGCGAAACGAUUGAAGAUGGCAAAGCCCGCGAAACUCGCAUCUUCGACGGCCGUGUCUACAACAUGGAGACGGCCAUCAAGGGCGACGUGGCUAUCCUUCGAGCGCACAAAGUCGACAAGGCCGGCAACGUCCAGUUCCGGUACACGACCAAAUCAUUCGGACCCCUCAUGGCCAAGGCCGCAGCAGUCUCCAUUGUAGAAGCCGAACACAUUGUAGAAGUCGGCGAGCUCUCACCAGAUCAGAUCGACCUCCCCGGCAUCUUCAUCGACCGCAUCGUGCAAGCCACCGAGGAGAAAAUCAUCGAAGUCAAAACCCUCCGCCAAGACACCGACAUCGAAGCCGAAGGGCAGAAAUCAGACGCUCUACGACGACGGAACCUGAUCGCCAAGCGAGCCGCAAAGGAACUCAAGCCCGGCUUCUACGUCAACCUCGGGGUCGGGAUGCCUACAUUGGCACCUUCAUUCCUACCACCAAAUUCCAACGUCUGGAUCCAAUCUGAGAACGGGAUUCUGGGUAUGGGUCCCUACCCGACUGAAGGCGAGCUUGAUGCCGACAUCAUCAACGCCGGCAAGGAGACCGUCACGCUCGUCAAGGGCGCCAGCGUCUUUGACAGCAGCGAAUCGUUUGGCAUGAUCCGUGGUGGACACGUCGACGUCAGUAUGCUUGGUGCUCUGCAAGUUGGCGCAAACGGCGAUCUGGCCAACUACAUGAUCCCCGGCAAGGUUUUCAAGGGGAUGGGAGGUGCUAUGGAUCUUGUGUCGAACCCGGAUCAGACGAAGAUUGUGGUCUUGACGGACCAUGUGGACAAGUAUGGUGCGCCGAAGAUUGUGCAGCAUUGUACUCUGCCUCUGACUGGAGCGAGGUGUGUUAGUACGAUUAUUACGGAUCUGGCUGUCUUUGAUGUGGAUCGUAAGAAGGGAGGGCUGACUUUGGUCGAGACGGCACCGGGUAUUGGUGUGGAUGAGAUCAAGCAGAAGACUGGUGCGAAGUUCGAGGUGAAGGAGCCUUUAGGUGUAAUGGAAUAG
Fulvia fulva is the source of this 1635-nucleotide messenger RNA. RefSeq names its product Succinyl-CoA:3-ketoacid coenzyme A transferase 1, mitochondrial. The record is from RefSeq and is a predicted model, not a curated record. Gene Ontology annotation, molecular function: succinyl-CoA:3-oxo-acid CoA-transferase activity. Bases 1 to 1635 code for a protein of 544 amino acids. Gene Ontology annotation, biological process: ketone body catabolic process. The transcript has a single exon. NCBI's taxonomy places the organism in Eukaryota, Fungi, Ascomycota, Dothideomycetes, Mycosphaerellales, Mycosphaerellaceae.